GGUGGGAGGAAGAGGCGGUUGAUGGGAUGAGGUUGGAGAGUUGGAGCAGUUCAUGGCUGCUUUGAAGGAGAUGAGAAGGAAGGUUGUGAAUAGGACUGAAGAGUUGAUGAAGAGUUGCAGUGCUGCUUCAAACGGUGCGGUUUUGGCUCAGCCUCUGCCGGUUUCGGGUUUUCAUGGAGCUGGUUGUCUUAAUAAUCACGGUGGAUUUGAUGGAGAUCAUGGUCUUGUUGUUGGUGGUAGUGGUGGAGGAGAAGAUGGUUCAACCUUUUUUGGAUUUGGAUUCGAACGUGGAAAGUUUUGAGUGUGCUUUUUUUUUUUUUUUUUUGGGUGUAUAUGCAUGGCUGACUUUGGAAGAUAAUAAUGGUUUUAGAUUUUUCUUAAUUAAUUUGUUUUUUCGAUGGGACAUUUUUAGGUUUUGUUACAUAUUGAAUAAAACGUAUGUUAUAUGAAUAAAGGUAUUUUCAGAAUUUUUUUUAUGCACUCUUUUUAUCCUACUGGUUCUUUCUUUUAUCUAUGCAUGAUGGUUAUGUAGAUUGCAAUUGAAUUUUGAAUAUAUAACUUCUUAAGGUAAAUUAUGAUAUAUAAUCAGAAUUAUAUUUUGUUCAGUCAAUCACGUCAACUUGUUUUUUUUUUGUUCUUUGCCAAUAUUUUUUUAUAUGUGAUUUAGAGAAAGAUGAUCGCCCAGAGAGUUUCUUUCGUCGAAUUCACCUCUCCUACGUCCCAUUUUUACAUCAGUGGACGGUGUAGACAUGAUUUGAUGAAAGGAUCGAGAUUUGGAAGAAAGGGAAUAAACAGAAUACACAGAGUCGACUGAUGCCUCUAUACUAUUGAGAGAGAGAUCAGAUUGGACCAAAACCGGGCCAGAUGGUCAAGGAAAUUUCUAAGCACUGGAAAUAUAAUCAUUUCUUAUUUUAUUGUCCUGGAAUUCAUUUUCUUUCAUUCCCAAACUGGGUAAUUGUUACAUAUACAAUCAUGGAACUAUUCAUUGAGCAAGACCCACAAUUACUAGAACAGUAUAUUAAGUAAUUCUUGCGAAAAGAAAAAACAAUAAGAAAAUGUUUGGUAUUGGAACUGUUAGAUUGAUAAUUUUAUCUUUUUUAUUUAUUUUUUUAUUUUUAUUUGAUGGGCGUUAGUGGAACAAUCUGUUUGGGUCUUGCUCUGACCAAGAAAAUUAAAUGGUUAUGGGUAGGGCCAUUUGAGUAUUUUCUUAGGAGACUAUAGUCUAUAGGAGUUAAGUGAGAUUCUUGAAUUGUAAAAUCAUUAAGAGGCUACUUUCAGUGACAUUUUUUUUUAGGUCUUUUUAUUUUCUUUUCUUAAUCAAUUUAAUAGACUCCAUGGAAACUCAGUGGAAGUUCCAUAUGAAAUUUUACUUCUAAGAGUUACUUCUUUUGACAACUUGAUGCUUUAUAUAUGGACCACCAUCUGGUCUAGCUUUCAACUUCCUUUAUAUAAAGAUGGCCUGCUUGUGUAAUUUUGUUUCACUUUAGGCUGAAGACUACACAAAGCCCCUUCCUUUUUAAGCAUAUGGUGUGUUUGUGGGUAUUACUCAGUGAAAGUUUUCCAUGUCUACUAGUAGUAAAAGCACAACCAGUUGUAGUGAAGAUGAUAAUGAGCUUAGGAGAGGGCCAUGGACAAUUGAAGAAGACACUCUCCUGAUUCAUUACAUAGCUCACCAUGGUGAAGGAAGAUGGAACUUGCUAGCAAAACGUUCUGGGCUAAGAAGAACUGGCAAGAGUUGCAGUUUGAGCUGGUUGAAUUAUCUGAAACCUGAUGUCAAGCGCUCAAAUCUUACUCUAGAGGAGCAGCUCUUGAUUCUUGAUCUCCAUGGGCAACAGUACUUACCUGGGAGGACGGACAAUGAAAUCAAGAACUAUUGGAGGACAAGAGCUCAGAAACAAGCUAAGCAUCUUAAGAUUGACAGCAAAAGCACAGCAUUGCAAGACAUCAUUAGGUACUUUUGGAUGCCAAGGUUGCUUCAAAAGAUAGAAGAAUCAUCAUCAUCAUCAUCAUUGCCAAUCCAAAAAUCAGAAAUUCCUCUGUCUCUUGACAAUGGUACUACUCAACAUUCUGCAUCAGCAUAUGCGGCACAAAUAUGUCCACCGCCACAAAUCUCUGUUCAGGGAGAUCAUCUAAAUGCGGAUGGCACCAAUGGUUUGAACAUUCAGGAGCAGAUUUCAGAUUGGGAAAAUUGCACUAUUUCAUGGAUAGACUCUUCAGAAUCAAUGAAUAUGUCACAGAUAUCUCAAUUUUCAGAAUGCCCACAGACUAGUCCUUUCCAUGUCAUAGCUAGCAAUGCCCACAACACAUUGGGAAAGAGCUACUCAAAUGUCAACAAUGGUUCCUCCAUCGAUAUCUACAAUGACGCAAGUUUAUCAGCAUCCGGGAUGUUUGAAAAUCCUGCAGGAGAUUACCAUGUUGAACAUAACAGUUGGAAUGAUAGUGAUUUUUUAUGUAGCAUGUGGAACAUGGAUGAAUUAUGGCAGUAUAGGAAUUAAAUGGUAAAGGGAAGCAAUAGGAUCUUGUUUCUGGGAAACACACAAAAAAUUCUUCAAGCUUAAGGCAUCCAUUAGUUCCUAAUUAGCACUCUAUCAUCGCUCAUGUAAUGGGCAAUUUGUUAAUUUUCCAUUCAAUUUAAGAAGAUGCAAAUAACUGUGUUUAAAGUGUUUUGCAUAUCAAAGUUACUAUGUAAUUUUGAUAAUGAAAAUUUUUUGGUCCUGUUUGACUGUCAUUAAAUUUGUUUCUCUGCCUCUUGUGUUUAUGAUUUCAUUUAGAAAUUCUAAACACCUAAACUUGUAUGGAAAUU
Molecule: messenger RNA, 2803 nt
Organism: Ziziphus jujuba (common jujube)
Lineage: Eukaryota; Viridiplantae; Streptophyta; Magnoliopsida; Rosales; Rhamnaceae
Product: transcription factor MYB62
Biological process (GO): regulation of DNA-templated transcription
Cellular component (GO): nucleus
Molecular function (GO): DNA-binding transcription factor activity; sequence-specific DNA binding
Source: RefSeq, a predicted model, not a curated record